This is a messenger RNA of Eruca vesicaria subsp. sativa (arugula), 180 nucleotides long. NCBI's taxonomy places the organism in Eukaryota, Viridiplantae, Streptophyta, Magnoliopsida, Brassicales, Brassicaceae. The record is from the annotation of a GenBank genome assembly.
AUGAAGCUUGACGUGAAUGUGUUGAGAUAUCUCUCCAAAGAUGAUUUUAGAGUUCUCACUGCUGUCGAGAUGGGAAUGAGAAACCAUGAGAUUGUUCCUUCUGAGCUUGUAGAUCGCAUUGCUGGUCUUAAGUAUGCCCUCCAUCUUGAUGCUUUGAAUGCUUCCUUUAUUCUUUCAUGA